This is a messenger RNA of Pieris rapae (cabbage white), 2139 nucleotides long. It is a transcript of the gene Phax, whose product is annotated as phosphorylated adapter RNA export protein. NCBI's taxonomy places the organism in Eukaryota, Metazoa, Arthropoda, Insecta, Lepidoptera, Pieridae. Gene Ontology annotation, cellular component: nucleus. The transcript has 6 exons. The coding region runs from base 177 to 1367 and encodes 396 amino acids. The record is from RefSeq and is a predicted model, not a curated record. Gene Ontology annotation, biological process: snRNA export from nucleus.
ACAAAAGUCAACGAAAUAGUUGCCGCCGAUCGCCGUUGACUAGAAGUACGCAAAAGUAAAAAGUGAAAAUUAUAAACCGCAAACUUAGAAAUCAUAAAAGAGAAAACUUUGUUGAUUUAACAGGUGCAAAAUAUUUAUAGUUACAAGUGCUUUACGAUUCAUUUAAAUUCUGUAUAAUGAUGUCAACAACAGAGGGAGAAUUGGACAUAGAAAUAUCUCAUGAAAAGGAAGAUGGCGAGUUGGAUGACUCUGAUGUAGAAGAGGGGACUUAUAUACCCCUGGAGCGCCCGGAGGUUUUUAACCCGCCAUCACUUAUAAACAUGCAAAUACAGGAUGAGCAAAGUGAUGAAGCUUCACUUGCUGAAUCUUCAGGCUCAGAGUCAGAUGAAGAGCCAAGACGUCGUGCAAAGCGUACUAAAGUGAGGCCACGACGCCCACAACAACAACAAUCUGGCCGCAACAAUAAAUACAAUAUAUGGUGUCAAACACUACAGGAAGACCUUUUGACUGAGGACAUGGGCACUUGUGAUGUUUCAAAGAAAAGCAGAUAUGGUGUUGAAUCUUAUGAUUACACUAUUAAGUAUAGAUUAGAUGAUAAAUAUAUUUCUAAGAAAGUAUUUUCAAGUAGUGAUUAUAACCAGACAAAUAAGAGAAAGUAUUCAGAUAGAUCGAAUGUAAAGUUAAGAUUGGGGAAAAGAGUUAACAGCCACCAGCCUGUAGAGGAGAAACAAGAGCCAAGAUUUUUACCAGACCUUGUUGUCACAUCAGAAGAUUCUAUUGCUAACCUUGCAGCAGAUAUUGCUGAAAAGCUAGGUGAAGAAAAGAAAGAUUUAGUUGCUAGAAUUGUAGAAGUGCUUGGUGCCAGUAAGGCUAUUGAAAUUUAUCAAGAGACACAAAAAGUUGAGUCUGAAGGGGGAAUGCUGGUAAUGAAUGGUACACGUCGACGUACACCAGGUGGUGUUUAUUUCUUUCUGUUGAAGAAACAUGAUGAUGUGUCACAGGCUAUGAUAAAUCAGAUAUUUAAUGAAGACCGUAAAGAAACGACACGAAAAAUUAAAAAGAAGCGUGCUAAGAGUCGUCAAAAAGUAAUGGAACAAUUAAAACAAAGUCUAACAGAUUCUGAACUACCAUCUCUUCUUUCAAGAGGAGAAGCAACCGUACAAACUGAACAUGGUUCAAAUCCACCACCAUCUCCAGCUACAGAUGCUCGAGAAUGUUCAAGCGACACUGACACUCAUACCGAGCAUGAGCAGCAACCAUCACCUAUUAGGCCCUCAUCACCAAUACCUGAUACUCGACCAAUACAAGCCUAUGAUGAUGAUGAUUACCUUGAAGUGAUGUGUAAUGAUGAUAUGGAUAUGCUCUGAAGUAUUGUGAUAUGUGAUUAAGUGUUGUUAAUUAUGAGCAUCAUUUGGUAUUAUGAACGUACCAUUAAAAGUGCUAGAUGCUUAAAUUAUAAAUGCAAUAGUGCUAUAAAUAGUUAUGAUAUGCCCCAAAAUGGAAAGUAAAUAACCAAUUUAUAUUGUUUGAUCUGUUUGUUAUGUUUUAUCGAAAGUGACAUAAUUGUAUAGUUAAACUAGUUAAAUUUAUUUCACACUUGAGUUGCGAUGUUUCCAUUAUAAGUAACAAUGAUCUGAUCAGGUCAAUGACAUAGUUCAGACAAUUUUGAUAGAAACUUAUUAAAUUAAAUGGCUGCUACAAUAUUUCUCAUUUUUGCAUGGCUUGAGCACCAAUAUGGAGACAAACUUAUUUAAAUAAUUUUGUUGGUUAUAUCUUCUUGGUUUUGGUAUGGUUGUUAUCAAUGAAGGCUAUGUUGUGCUAGGCCAUUGAUGCUAGAAUGAAAUGAGCAGAGUAUUGUUACUGUGCAACUAUCAGGCUGUGAUUUUUCUACUGCGGCCCAUUUGCCUGCCUUAGAACUAGUUGUCAAGUGCUAUUAUUUGUACAUUGUUACAUGUAAAAAUAAUACGAACUAAGCAGUAAUAUUACAUGUCUGUGUAGAAUAAAAUGUGUACCAUAAAUAAGGAUUAAAUUUUAGACACACUACUUUUAACACUACUGUUUUCUUAUUCUGAAUUCUAUAUCCAAUCUACCAGUCACAUUUCAUUCAAAACAUGUUAAAUACUAUGAUAACAACUGGUA